This is a messenger RNA of Phytophthora nicotianae INRA-310, 375 nucleotides long. RefSeq lists its product as hypothetical. The coding region runs from base 1 to 375 and encodes 124 amino acids. Lineage: Eukaryota; Oomycota; Peronosporomycetes; Peronosporales; Peronosporaceae. The record is from RefSeq and is a predicted model, not a curated record. The transcript has 2 exons. Gene Ontology annotation, biological process: mitochondrial electron transport, ubiquinol to cytochrome c.
AUGCCCCAUGGCUACAUCGUGUUCCACUGCCGCUCGAACCCUGCGUCCCCCGCACCAAAGCACCACCAGAAGCACAAGCGGAAGCGUAGCGUCAGGAACGACCUCAGCAGCUCAGCUAUAGAAACGAUGCCGCCUAGCGUGAACCUCACCAAGUUCUGGGCCAAGUUCGGCCCCGAGUUCGGCCGCACCACGCGUCACCUGUCGCCGUACGAGGUGCACCCGGUGCGCAGCCUCAUCACGACGAUGCCGUACAAGACCAUCCGUAAGAUCAAGGAGAACGGCCUGGUGCUGAUCCCGGCCACGGUCCUGCUGGUGGGCACUGUCAAGUGGGGAAAUGCGGCUAACGACGCUGAGCACCGCACGCACUGGAGCUAA